Molecule: messenger RNA, 1445 nt
Organism: Capsicum annuum
Lineage: Eukaryota; Viridiplantae; Streptophyta; Magnoliopsida; Solanales; Solanaceae
Product: transcription factor BIM2
Exons: 8
Coding region: 189-1181 (330 amino acids)
Biological process (GO): DNA-templated transcription
Molecular function (GO): protein dimerization activity; DNA-binding transcription factor activity
Source: RefSeq, a predicted model, not a curated record
AAAAAAGCAUCAACUUUACAUUUUCCAAUUCCAAUACCAAUAAAACCAAAAACACUGAUUGUGUCAGUGCGGUUUUCACUCUUUGUAUACCCCAAAUCUCCUAAAUUUUCAAAUUCCCAAAUCAAAAAAAUAAUUGGGUUUUCAAGAAAAGCUGUAAAACUAAAAUCUGAAAUUCUUGAAAAAAGACGAUGAAAUCUGGAAAGGGUCAUCAUGGGGAAGAAGAAGAGGAUGAGUAUGAUGUUGGUUCUAAUAGAGAUGCUACACCUUCCAGUAACAGUACUAAAGUGACAGAAGGGAAGAACAGUGACAAGGCAAAUGCAAUUAGGUCGAAGCAUUCAGUAACAGAGCAGCGUCGGAGGAGCAAGAUCAAUGAAAGAUUUCAGACAUUGAGAAAUUUGAUACCUCAUACUGAUCAAAAACGAGAUACCGCGUCAUUCUUGUCCGAGGUAAUUCAGUACGUACAGUAUUUACAGGAGACAGUUCAGAAGUAUGAAGGAUCGUAUCAACCUUGGAACUCAGAGCCUACAAAACUUAUGCCAUGGAGAAACAGUCACUGGCGUGCACACAGUUUUCCUGCAACCCCUCAAGCCUUGAGGAAUAGUACUGACACAGGGCCAACAUAUUCAGGAAGGUUUGAUGAGAAUCUUUUAACCGACACUUCAGCUAUGCAAGCAAAUCAGCGGAAUCCACUUGUAUCUCAUCCUGGUGGUGAUGUUUCCUAUAAAUCAAUGGAUCAAGAGAAGGAACUAGUUAGCAGGGCAAUUGCAACAUCGAUACCUCUUCAGGCCAGUGUGCCAGUCCCUGUUCAAAACGAUAGUGCCUUCUCUGACUCGCUACCCACACCUGCUUCUGAUGAAUGCCCCAGCACUACUAAUGCUCUGAAUGGUCAGGAGUUCGUGAUUGAAGGCGGCACAAUUAGCAUUUCUAGUCCUUACUCUCCACUGUUACUGAGUUCGUUCACACAAGCGCUAGAGACUGCUGGUCUUGAUCUUUCACAGGCCACUGUCUCGGUGCAAAUUAAUCUAGGGAAGCAGGCAUUUAAGGGAAUGAGCUUGGGGCCAUCUGUUGCUAAGGAUACAGAAAAUCCUCCUCCACCUGCUGGCGAUCAAUUUGUGGAGAAAUUUCAGGAUACAAACAAUGGUGAAGAGCUGGACCGGGCUCAAAAGAGGCUCAAGAAAUAGAUACGACUAUAGCAUGUCAAAUACCAAAUCAAAUCAGCUCAAGUUUUGCAUCACCUCCGCGUAAAUCAGAUGAUCAGUGUAUAUCCCAUUUGUUUUUAUCACAUCCAAAUAUCUUCCAGUCUGAAUUAAAGACGGAUUCUACAUGUUCUGAGUUUGUGAAGUCAAAAUUUGUAUAUAGAAGCACAUGUCGCUAUGCUAUGCUAUAAAUGUCUUGUUUUAAACGAUGUAUCUUGCUGUAAAAUGUCAGGGAAAAAUUUUGAUUUC